Molecule: messenger RNA, 2228 nt
Organism: Didymodactylos carnosus
Lineage: Eukaryota; Metazoa; Rotifera; Eurotatoria; Philodinida; Philodinidae
Source: the annotation of a GenBank genome assembly
CUAUAACCUUGGAACAAAAGUUAUUCAUCAAAGAAUAAGCUACAAGCUCAUAGCGGUUGAGCCUUAACCGAUACAAUUUUACCUAGAGUUUUUAACAAAGACUUUUCAAAUGAUAUUCUCGGCUAUUGGCGCAAAUAGUAAAUUGGAGCGAUCGAAAAUCCCAGAAUAAACUGCAUAUAUAUUUAGACAUUACAGCAUUAUCUAAUUCAGCCUUUAAACUGGGGUAGCUGAUCAUUAUUUUUUAAACAGCGACAAUAUGGCCUACAUAACUAUCGUGUUAUUCAUACUCUUAGAUUAAAACUACCAUGUUAUCGAAUAAGAAAAGCGAUUAUUCGCAGAAUACACUGAAAGAUGCACUUCGACAAUACAAAACCGGUAGUGGAUCAUCGCGUACAGUUGCAGGACGAAAAUGGUUGAAUUCAUUUCUCGGUCGAAAUAAAGGUGAAAUAAAAUUGAAGAAAGAAGAAAAAUUAGAUAGCUAUCGUAAGAAUGGAUUCACAGAGAACGUCCGUCGAGCGGAACUCGUAGUGGUGUCAAGUAAUACAAAACACGUUUAUGAGCAAAACGGAGGCACAGGCAAACAAUAUACAACGGUUGUUGUUUGUACAAGUGCAGAUGGUCGUAUUUUAGCACCUAUGAUAAUAUAUUCGGCAAAAAAUCUUAACAAUUUAUGGUGUACUGGCGGACCAUCUGGCACGACAUACAGUGUCAGUGACAGUGGUUGGAUUACAGAAGAACUGUUUAUAAUGUGGUUCACAAACUUCAUUGAUUUAACGAAAACUGAACAAAAGCCUAUAUUGCUUCUUAUGGACUCACAUGCGGCCCACAUUAGUAUACAAGCAAUUGAAUUAGCAAAACAAAAUGGCAUUAUUUUAUUGUUAUUUCCACCUCAUUGUACUCACGGUCUACAACCUUUAGACGUGGUUACGUUCAGCUCAGCAAAACAAAUCUGGAAAAAAAUUGUUACGAAGUACAUAAAUCGUACACAAAGAAAAACUAUUCGAAAGUUGGAUUUACCCGGCAUGAUAAAUCAACUAUUCCAAGAGGCCUUUACUCCACGACAAGUUGUAGCGGGCUUUGCCCGCGCAGGUGUCUGGCCUUUCGAUAAAAAUGCUAUGAAAGAAAAAGUUGCUAAGAAACAAGGCAUAUCGUUAGAUCAACCAGAUCAACCAAUACCACAACAAUUAGAUCGAUUACGUGCUUCUUCUGGUCCUUCCACACAACCGUUUCAAACUGUCUCAGCACUCUCACUGAUACCACCACCUUCCAUUCUCGAUAAUGAUGACGAUAACGACGACGCGUAUCAGCUGAAUGCUUUACAAAAAUCUACAGGUGAAUCGGCAACAACGGCAGUUACUUUCCAAUCGUAUAAACCUCCAUCGUCAUAUACAUUUGAUUUACCAUCACUGGGAAAUACCUCAUCUCGUACAUUGAUAAAUUCGUCAAGUUUACAGUUACAAGAGCCAAGUUCAUCAAACACAUUUAACUAUAAUUCAAGUUCGCCUAAUCAGCAACUGGGUCCAGAUUACGAUUAUUUGGCUGUUUUUGAAAGAGACGACAGCGACGAUGACUACGAUGAAGUUAAUGAAUUUAAUGGAAUUGGAAGAGGUGGUUUGAGAACAUUUGGACGAUAUAAUAGAUCUACGAGAAAACAUCAGGAACAAUAUGUAUCAAAUAAUGAUUUAGGAAACAUUGAUGAUGAUAAUUCUACUCAAACCUAUGCUCAAUUAACAUCUGUUGAUAUGACCGAUUUAACGUACUCGCAACAGUCGUCAACACCGGCACCUACUGGUGCUACUGUUAUUAAUGCUUCGUUACUCAGUCCUGUUUCAGCUGUACGUUCGAUUGUUUCCUCUGUUGUUCAGCAAUUCCCGCAACAAGCUGCUCCUGUUGGUCAAAAAACGUCAAACAGAAUUCGAGUAGAAAGACAGUAUGGAGAAAAUAUAACAUCGGGAAAUUUAUUGACGGAACUGAAAGAAAAACAAAUGGCUAAAACUCAAACACCAGUAGUAACAGCAAAACGUGGUCGUGGUAGACCACGAAAGAAUCAACAAUCAACAUUUAAUGCUGCUCGUAGUCCUUUGGGUAACCUUAGCAACGCUUCAGUGUCUAUGUCAGCAAGCUCUAUCUCAAUUAUACCACCACCACCAACUACAAGAACAAUAAUAAUACCUCCACCAGCACCGCCUCAAACAAUUCAAUAUGUACUGCUAAAUUCUUCAGAUUAG